UUGCCGUCUACAUUUAAUACCUCGAAACGAGACAAGGCUUCCGCUUUUACCCUAAGCAGAGGUAGGAACCAGUAUUGUUUAGGCUGUACCGGGGAAUUUCGAGUUAGUGACGCGAUAAAUGAGUUGAACUGAAAUUAUCGUGUACACAAGGCAUGGAAGAUGAAACAUUAGUAACUGGAGCCUCUAAAGACAGCGAUAUAGAAUUAAAUGUUAACAGCAACAAUGUGUACAAUAAGAAAUAUCACGAUCCGUGGACAAGCAAAGGUGUUAGAGAAAUGGAGUCACAGGAGACCCCACUUGUAGAAGGAAACGGGGCAGGAAAAAUUUACAAGCCUCCUGGACGACAAGGAAGCGCCAGCUCGAGUGUGCCUCUAACCGGAGUUUCGAAACGCAAGGCCAGUGUUUAUCACCAAGAACCGCAUCCAGCCACUGCUUCCUUUGCAAUCAGCGUUUUCAACUUGAUGAAUGCUAUUCUUGGAUCAGGAAUUCUCGGUUUACCGUACGCAAUGGCGCAACUUGGAAUUGUGUUAUUCUUUAAUUGUUCUAUCUUGGCAUUGUUUUCCAUUCAUCUUCUUCUUAAACUGUGCGAUCAAACUAACGUGAAAGCUUACGAAAAACUCGGAUUCAUUGCAUUUGGACUUCCGGGAAGGAUUGUUGCUGCUUGCUGCAUUCUGCUACAAAACAUCGGCGCAAUGUCAAGUUACCUGUUUAUCGUCAAAUAUGAACUUCCGAACGUAAUAAUGACAAUCCUCGGGGUUGAACACGGUGACGGAUCAUGGUACUACAAUGGUGACAUUUUGGUGGUCGUGGUGACGUGUGCCGUAAUCGUGCCUCUGGCUAGUUUGAAAAAUAUCGGAUUUCUCGGCUACACAAGUGGAUUCUCAAUAUCAUGCAUGUUCUUUUUCACUGCUGUCGUCGUCGUGAAGAAAUUUCAAAUCACAUGCCCGCUUUUCAGUGAAGAUCUAUUUACUAAUGCAACGCAUGCCGAAUCAGUCAACACAUCCAUGACAAACUCGCUGGAAGAAAAAGCAACAGAAAUGCCAGAUUUGGCCGAACAGUUGAAUUCAACAAUGAAAAUUGUUUUCGAAACAGCGACAUCGUUCAUGAAUAUUGAUAGCGGACAUUCAAAUGCCACUGUAUAUGAAAAUACCGAACAUAUUCUGUCACCGAUAGAGGAAAAAGCAUUUCAUAUUUAUAAAGAGGUGGGACCACAGCAAUGUGAAGCUGAAGCAUUCGGAAUGACCGAUAAGUGGGCGUACAGCAUACCGACCAUGACAUUUUCGUUCGUCUGUCAUACAGCAGUUUUACCUAUUUAUGCUGAACUGAAAGAACCUUGUGCCUCACGAAUGCAGAACGUAUCAAAUACAUCUAUCAGCAUCUGCUUUAUUCUCUACUCACUGUCGGCUUUAUUCGGCUACCUGACAUUUUACAAUUGGAUGGAGCCCGAACUUCUACUCAUGUACAGUUAUGCUGACUCAGCAGAUAUUUUGACGUUGAUUGUUCGAGUUUGUGUUCUAGUAGCUGUGAUACUCACUGUGCCUCUAACACAUUUUCCUGCUAGAAAAGCGAUCACAUUCCUUAUUUUUCCGGAAAAACCAUUCGCAUGGAUCCGACAUUUGGGAAUCAUGGUGUUUCUUCUCACAUUCAUCAACAUAUUGGUCGUGUUUGUACCAAGCAUUUUACAAGUUUUUGGAUUCAUAGGUGCAACGGCGUCAACAAUGCUCGUGUUCAUUCUACCGUCCAUAUUUUACAUUCGGAUUGACGAGGUUCCGAUCAAAGAAUCUUUGGAGAAAAAGUUAUCGAUUGCACUCUGUACUUUGGGUUUCAUCGUAAUGAUACAGAGUCUUACAGUCAUCAUCAUUGGCUAUGCAUCUUGAAUUGGUGUCGAUAAAAAAGUUUAAAAUAGUUUUUAUGAUAUGAGAGACUUGACAUCGCUAAAUGGCAUAAACAGCUAGACUCAAUUUGCAAACGUCAUCUCAUUUUAUAUUAAUAUUAUUUGGCAUACGCGCGAAAUAAGCGCCAGAUGCAGUUUCCUGCUACUCAUUCAACAUAGCUUUCAUAUUUAUAAUCGACCAUGUGAUACAAUUUGAUUCAUUCAUUUGAUACUCCUAAUGCUUUGUGUAGUGUAACGAUUCUUUUUUGAGGUGCAAUAUUCCACUAAUUAAUAAUUAUUGUUCACGUCAUAAUUUUAAACUUAAAGUUUUGCCAAUAAAAAUCUAUAAAUCAUA
Styela clava is the source of this 2228-nucleotide messenger RNA. NCBI's taxonomy places the organism in Eukaryota, Metazoa, Chordata, Ascidiacea, Stolidobranchia, Styelidae. The record is from RefSeq and is a predicted model, not a curated record.